Molecule: messenger RNA, 603 nt
Organism: Candidula unifasciata
Lineage: Eukaryota; Metazoa; Mollusca; Gastropoda; Stylommatophora; Geomitridae
Source: the annotation of a GenBank genome assembly
AUGGCCGAACAUGAAGAGACUGCUCCCGAAGCUGAUGAAGAAGAAGAAGAAACUCUCGGCUACAAACCCCCGGCUCCCAAGGCUCUGGAGGAAAUUGUCAAACAAGAUGCAGAAGACGAGAGUCUGGCAAAGUACAAGGAAGCAUUGCUGGGUGGAGGCCUGUCUGGGAAUGUGAUCAUUGAUGAGACAAAUCCCAACAAAGUGAUUGUACAGAAGCUAUCACUGCUUGCAGAGGGCAGAGACGAAGUGUUCAUAGAUCUCACUAAGCCUAAAGAAGAUAUUAAGAAGGAAUCAUUUACCAUGAAGGAAGGCUGCAAGUACCAGAUCAAAAUAUACUUUUAUGUACAGAGGGAUAUUGUUGUGGGCCUUCGGUAUGAACAGAAAGUCAGCAGGAAAGGAGUGCAGGUGAGCAAGAUGACGCAGAUGAUGGGUAGUUAUGGGCCGAAGCCCGAACUUCAGUCCUUCACCACGGCAACAGAAGAAGCUCCCAGCGGCAUGCUGUAUCGGGGCAACUACAAUAUCAAGUCACGGUUCGCUGACGAUGACCAGAACAAGUAUGUGGCCUGGGAAUGGAAUUUGGCUGUCAAGAAAGACUGGGAUUAA